GUAUGUAGUACAGUUCGCGCCCUCUAGAGACUGAAAAGGUGUUGCUAGCCCGACUCUGCGACUGAAUUGUUCAUUUUUGCGGCAAAAUGUCGACCGACGAUAAUUCACUGCACAUAUCAUGGCACGACUCUGCAUGGAUACCUCAUCUCAAUCAAGCCAACAUCAUGGAUUACUUCUCCAAUAGAAGCAACCCUUUCUAUGAUCGUACAUGUAACAAUGAGAUCAUUAAGAUGCAGCGUUUGAGCCCAGAACAACUCAAAUCAAUGACAGGGUUAGAGUAUAUACUGCUGCAUGUGCAAGAGCCAAUCCUGUAUGUCGUUAGAAAACAGCAUCGCCAUUCUCUGGAAGAGUCCACCCCAUUGGCUGAUUAUUACAUCGUCGCUGGCAGAGUUUACCAGGCUCCUGAUAUCUGUGCAGUCAUCAAUGCAAGAAUGACAACAGCGGUUCAUAAUAUCCGGUCAGCAUUUGAAGAGUCCCUGUCUUACUCAAGAUACCAUCCCAGUAAAGGAUAUUGGUGGGAGUUUAAGGAGAAAGAUAGUGAAACAGAGAAGAAGAAGAGGAAGAAACCUAAGGAGGAACUAAGCUCCGCCUUCCAGAGGAAACGAGUAGACAUACUCCUGGGUGAUCUAUCGCGAAAGUUCCCUUUCAAAGUCAUUCAGCCCAAGCCUGGAGACCGACCAGUGCCUGUUGAAGGUAUGAGCUCUGAGAGUGCUUCAGCAAGACCUGUAAUCAAAGAAGAGAUCAAGGAAGAAAACAACCAAUCUCAGAACAAUGCAAACAUUACAAGUACCGGCUCCUCCUCAGUCCCAAGCAUGGCCGCUAGUGUUACCUCACAUAGUAACACUGUGACUGGACAAGCAGCUGCAGCAGCAGCAGCAGGGGCCGCGGCAGCCGCAGCAGCAGCUGCAGGACUCAGUAGUUCAACCAAUACAACAAGUAGUGCCAGUGGCACUUUCUUCACUAACACCGGACCUUCAAACAUGAAGCCAUCUUUAGCCAAGAAACGCAAAAUCAUGGGGAAAUGAUUUUCAAUAACCAGAACUCUAAUGUUAGCAUGAUCAGAUUCAUCUGCAAUACACUGCAGACAUCGAUGUGAUGAAAUUAGUUGAAACAGAAUGGACGAUGUAAAGGUUGUCAUUGCCUGGAUCUCUAACCUUGAUCUGUCCGUAUACCCGCCACGUACUUGAGACGAAGGAGAAGGUUUUAUUAUAGACAGUGAUGGCUGAAAACCCAAUACAUGUUUUAGUGGAUGGAGAUUUCUACUGAGAAACAGCUAUAGUGAUCCCCAUAAUGAAGGAGCGUUAGAAUGAUUUACCAUUACACUGAUGCACAGUCAAGUAAACAAGAUUACAGUAGGCCUUUGUGCCAAAUUAUUCUAAGAACACAUUUUAGGUGUCUGAUAUGUGAGAUAAUUCCAUAACGGUUUGGAUACACAGAAUUCUUUCAAUAUUGGAAUUGUGAUGCUAUAAAGAUACUUAUCUGACACAAAACAAAAAUGUAAGUCCAAGUUCAUGGCCUAUUCCUUGAAAAAUUGAUCAUAUGCAUUCCAAGGUUCCAUACUAUGAUGUCACAAUGAUGUCAGUUUGUGCAAUAUAAUGGAUGGUAUCUUCCAUUUUAAUAACAUGAUGAAAACUGGAGGAAAAAAACUGAUUUCAUUCUAGAAAUACCCUUUAAUGUUGUAACAUCUUCAAAUAUUUAAUUUGUGUACCGGUACACACACAUGAAUCCCUGUAGAAGUUUUAUUCGUUAAGACUGCAUGUACCUAUAUUUAGGUUAAGAUAACUUUCCUUUUUUUUUUAACCAAGAUUGCUUGUACAUGACUUGUAUUUAUGUCAAAAUGAGGUUAGAAAUAGAGAUGCAGAUAUGAAAAUCAUGAUGGAACUGAUUUUAACAUUAUCAAUGCUCCUAGUGUAGUUCCAACACAAAUUGAAAUGAAUGGGUGCUUUCUUACUGACAUACAUUAACAUUCAUAUGAUAAGAGUACAUCUUGUAUUUGAAAAGUUCAAGUGAUGGUUGCAUCUUCCUUGGUGCUAUGUCAGGUAAAUGUCUUGCAAGUUUUAGGGAUGUCAAUUGGAGUCAUUUUACAGGGUUGUGUACAUUAGAAACACUGGUUUUUCUUGUCUAUGUUUGCAUUUUUCCAUAAUGACUUCCUUGUCAAUUACAAGAUUCAAGUUUAUGCAGAAAUGUAAUAAUUUGUUAUCACACUAUGUUGUGCUUUGAAUUAAAUUGGCCUGUACAUAUAUGCCAUAUAAAUAUCAUCACGAAGAUCAUAUAUCUUGUCAAAUUGUAAUUCUUUAAAUUCAAGUCAAAUGUCUCUUUUGUAUGGAUACAAUUUCAUUGGAUGAUGUUGGAAAGUAGUAUGUUGUGAGGAAUUUAGGUAGUGAGAUUAUGAACCAUGAAAAAUAAAUUUGAACUUGGG
Messenger RNA from Strongylocentrotus purpuratus (purple sea urchin), 2419 nucleotides. It is a transcript of the gene med6, whose product is annotated as mediator of RNA polymerase II transcription subunit 6. The transcript has 6 exons. Bases 87 to 1025 code for a protein of 312 amino acids. Gene Ontology annotation, molecular function: transcription coactivator activity. The record is from RefSeq and is a predicted model, not a curated record. Gene Ontology annotation, cellular component: mediator complex; core mediator complex. NCBI's taxonomy places the organism in Eukaryota, Metazoa, Echinodermata, Echinoidea, Camarodonta, Strongylocentrotidae. Gene Ontology annotation, biological process: regulation of transcription by RNA polymerase II.